This is a messenger RNA of Pichia kudriavzevii, 1539 nucleotides long. RefSeq lists its product as uncharacterized. The record is from RefSeq and is a predicted model, not a curated record. Gene Ontology annotation, biological process: glycerophospholipid biosynthetic process. The transcript has a single exon. Lineage: Eukaryota; Fungi; Ascomycota; Pichiomycetes; Pichiales; Pichiaceae. Gene Ontology annotation, cellular component: mitochondrion. The coding region runs from base 1 to 1539 and encodes 512 amino acids.
AUGUCAGUUGAUAAUCCUACAUCUUAUUUGAAUAACGACAACAUUGACCAACUUGUCCCGGAGAAGAAGAAGAGGGUCUCCUCUAUUUCCUUGUCUGACCAAUUUGUUUCUGCUAUCCCUUCAAUGUCCCAACUAGCCAACCUCCCUCGCCCGCUAAUUCCGACGGUUGAUGUUGAUCUCAACCGCUCCUCUAUGGAGAAGGACCUUCCAAAGUUUAAAAAGGAUAUGAUUGACCAUCCCAGAGUGGCCUCGUAUGCAUUUGCAUUUGACAUUGACGGUGUUCUUGUGAGAGGACCAGACACGCUAGAGCCUGGUGUUCGGGCAAUCAAGUACUUAGAAGGCGACAAUCCUUACAACAUCAAGGUCCCCUAUAUUUUCGUUACAAAUGGUGGCGGCAAACAUGAGAGCGUGCGUGCACAAGACUUGUCCAGACGCUUGCAGACCGAUAUUGCUGUUGACCAAAUAGUUCAAGGCCACACGCCAAUGAAGGAGCUCUCUGAUGUCUAUAAAAACGUCCUUGUUGUUGGCGGUGUGGGGAACACCUGUAGAAAUGUUGCUAAAAAAUACGGGUUCAAAAAUGUCUACACCCCGUACGAUAUAAUGAAGUGGGACCCAUCGGUUACUCCCUACUAUACAAUGACUGAGGAAGACCUCUCAUAUUGUGACGACCAUCAGGAUGUUGAUUUCUCCCAAACGAAAAUCGACGCCAUUAUGGUUUUCGCUGAUUCAAGAAACUGGGCAGCAGAUCAACAGAUUAUCUUAGAGUUGUUGAUGUCGAAGGAAGGUUAUAUGGGCACCAUUUCAGAGACUUUUGAAGAUGGUCCUCCAAUUUAUUUUGCCCAUUCUGAUUUUGUUUGGUCAACCAAUUAUAGAUUGGUCAGAUAUGGUAUGGGAGCAUUACAGGUGUCAAUUGCCGCCUUGUAUAGGGAACAUACUGGCAAAGAAUUGAAGGUCAUAAGAUUUGGUAAGCCCCAAAGAUCAACUUUCAAAUUUGCGGAAAAAGUUUUGCAUACUUGGAGAAAAUCGAUUUUGACUGAACACAUUGACGAGCUAACCUCAACAGCAGAUUCAACGACUCAAACGUCAGUGUUUUCAUCGAAUGACGACUCCAAAUAUACUUCAGUCUUUAAUGAUUCAGAAUCAGAGUCAGAUGAGGAGGACUCCAGUGAUCGAGACCAGCCUUCUUCUGCACCACUAACAUUCCAAUCCUUGACCAAGUUGAAAAUCAACCAACCAAGUGGCGCUACGCUGGUCUCGUCCAACUCCUUCUCCUCCCCAGACGACCUCCCACCACCUUCAACUGUCUAUUUUGUUGGAGAUACCCCUGAAUCCGAUAUUAGAUUUGCAAACAGCCACGACGAGAGUUGGUUCUCCAUUUUGGUGAACACCGGAGUCUAUCAAUCAAACACAGUGCCUAAAUAUGCACCAAAGAAACAAUGUGAAAAUGUAUUUGAGGCUGUCAAGUUUGCAGUUGAAAGAGAACAUGCAAAGGAGUUGAGUGAAUGGAAUAAGCAUGCCUUGGACCAACCAAUAACCUGA